This is a messenger RNA of Gregarina niphandrodes, 216 nucleotides long. RefSeq lists its product as hypothetical. NCBI's taxonomy places the organism in Eukaryota, Apicomplexa, Conoidasida, Eugregarinorida, Gregarinidae. The coding region runs from base 1 to 216 and encodes 71 amino acids. The transcript has a single exon. The record is from RefSeq and is a predicted model, not a curated record.
AUGGGAGGGCAUGGCGCAUUGAAUAUCCUGCCGGAUAAAAAGUGGAAUGUGUAUAAUCUGGACAACCGGUUGAAGGUGGACAAGUUGCUAGCGGAGCAUCGCGCGGCUGCGGUGGCGGAGCAUCGGUCCCGGUUGCGCGGCGUGGUUGGUGCGCGGCUGAAGAUUCUGCGAGAUGAAAAGGCUCGAGGUUCUGGGAGAGGACCGUGCACGGCGUGA